Molecule: messenger RNA, 1393 nt
Organism: Paramecium octaurelia
Lineage: Eukaryota; Ciliophora; Oligohymenophorea; Peniculida; Parameciidae
Source: the annotation of a GenBank genome assembly
AAAAUGGAUUAUGAGUCUUUGUAUAAAUUAAUUCCCAAAGAACCAAAGAAAUGGUUGACUCAAGAUGUUAUAAACUGGCUAAAGUUUAUAGGGUUAGGGCAAAUGGAGCAAAAAUUUGGUAUUUAAAUAUAAAGAGAAUAGUUGAAUGUUCUAUUGAUGGGGCAGUUUUGGAAGACUUGACAGAAAAGGAUUUGGAUGAGGAAUUAGGGAUCACAUAAAGAAUUAUUAAGAGAAAGCUGUUAAAUUGUAACUCUGUUAAUUAUUUUAGGGGUAAAUCACGGACUGAAAGAAUAUAAUGAAUAUAUAAAGUAAAUGAAAAUGCCGAAUCUAAACAUCAAGAAAUAACAAGAUGAGGAUUUCACAAUACAAAAAAACAUUGGGAAUGUUCAAUUCGAAUAAAUGCUAAUGGAGAGUCACGAAAAUAAUGGCAACGAACAAUUUACAAGUUCAGUUGCUAGAUAAGAGGAAUAAGCAAUAAAAUAAGAAAUACCUGGAUUCAACAAAUUUGAACAUCAACUCAUACUAUAACCAAUAGAAGGUUAAUAGUCCAAUUUUUAUUGUGUUCGAGAGGCAGGGGCCAAAAUAGGGAGACACUCUAGCAACCAAAUUCUAAUUUUGGAGGAGAAUAUCAGUAGAUUUCAUGCCGAGAUAAUAUUCUAAGACUCCAUGGUAUUUAAAGAUUGUUAUCUAAUUUAGUUUGCUCUUAAAGAUAUUGGAAGUACAACAGGAACUUUUAUUAAAAUACUUAAAAGUCUGACAUUAAAAUAAGGGAUGUUAAUUGAAUUGGGAAGUAAUUAAUUUUGUGUUUAGAAAUUGGAAACACUGGAAAAUGGAGGAAUUGAAGUAAGACUCCAUAAAAUUGCUAGAUCUCCUUAUUCGUAAUCGAAGGACCAAAUUUAGAGGACACCAUCAUAUUCCAAUUAAAUAAGGACAAACCUUCAGUAGCACUUGGCAGAAAGUCAACUGUCGAUAUCUCCUUUCCUGAAGACCAUCAUUUAUCCAAUCAACAUGCCAAAUUUUAUCUUGUAGAAUAAACAGUCACAAUUGAAGAUCAUGGAUCAACAAAUGGGUAAUGAGUAUCAAUUACAUUUUAGAUCUUGGAUGAGGUUAUCAGGAGAAGGUAAAAUGAGUAAUUUGUUUUACUUGGAUCCAAAUGAAGAGAUCGUAAUAAGAAUUGGAACCACAAAUUAAUACAUUUGCCAAUAAAAUAAAAUGAAGGUUAAUGAAAUCUCUGGAGAAAAUUUGUGCAUCAUCUGUGUUGAAAGAGAAAGGGAUUGCUUGAUAUUGCCAUGUAAACACAAUGCCACUUGUUUGAAAUGCAGUAAGAGUUUGGCUCUGUGUCCAUUCUGCAGAGUCAAAAUUCAAGAGACUAUUAGAAUUUAUAAAAAUUGAC